Messenger RNA from Cucurbita pepo subsp. pepo (vegetable marrow), 1080 nucleotides. The record is from RefSeq and is a predicted model, not a curated record. Lineage: Eukaryota; Viridiplantae; Streptophyta; Magnoliopsida; Cucurbitales; Cucurbitaceae.
AUGGCCCAAAACGAAGAGCUGAACACAAAAAGAGAAGGUAGCGCGAAAGACGAUAGCGACAGUCGUGAGGCGGUGGAAACUGUUAGAAAUGAAGUGAUACACAGCGGAUUUGGUGAAAUCGCUGUAUCGGAGACGAGAAAAUCGAAGAAGGAUGAACAACCGGAUAGUAGAGAGCCUGAGCUCGAAGAGAGAGAGCUCCAAUUGCAGGAAAGAGAAUUUGAGGAAGAAAGAAGAAAGAGGAUGGAAUGGAGAGAAAGGAUGGGAGAAAUGCAAAUUGAAUAUGAGAAACAGAUGGUGCAAAUGCAAGCUUCAAAAUCCCUUCAAAAUCCCAAAACAAUGACGAAGAAGAAGCCCAUGCGAUCAGCGAACGAGCCAAUGGAACUGCCAGAUCAUGAGGAGGAGAACAGAGAUUCAGAGCAACAACUCAAAAUUGUCUUGGAUAAAUCUGUGGAGAAGUCUCAGUUGCAGACGUUGAAAUCCCUGAACGAGCACCUUUCGAAGGAGAAAGUAUUGAUUGAAAAAGAAAAGAAAGUUUUAGAAAAGGAGAUCGAAAGGUUAGAGAAGGAAGUGGCUGAGCUGAGUGAGAGUUCCGUCUAUCUCAAAGAGGAGAAGGAAAAGAAUGGGAAGAUAAUCUCUCAUCUUAGGAAGAAAGUUGAAGAAUGUGUGGAGAGAGAGAAAGAUUUGUUCAAUGAGAUUGAGGGUCUCGUAGACGAGCUAGUGAGUGAUGAGAAAGAUAUAGAGAAACUGACUCAACAGAGAAACUCACUCGACGUGAACCUGAAUCAAGUCCAACAGGAGGUAGUGAAUUUACAGCAUACGAUUGAGACACUCUCUCGUGAUAAAGCUGAAAUGGAGGAAGCAAAAAUGGAAGUGGAAAAUGUCGUCGUGAACUUGCGAAGGGAAUUGAGUAAACUGAAAGAAGUCAUGAUGUUUGAAUCAAGCGUGGCUGAGAACGGGAGAAAUGAAGAGUUGGUGUCUCAGAUGGGUCGUUCUCGAGAAGAUCCAAAUGAAGUUUUAUUAGAGAAGGACAACCUUAUUUUGCCGCUCGAGGAAAAGGAGAGAAAAUUGAAGAAACCAUGA